AUGGAAUUAAUGUUUUAUCACAGUGCACACAAUCAACAGUCACAGUGGGAACUCAGAUUGUUGUUUUGUUUGGCAAUCAAAAAGUCAACAGGUGAAAGGAGGACUCUGCCCUCUGUCAUAAAACCAGGGGUUUUAAAAAGCUGUCAAACUUCUCUGUCCACACUCUCCAACACGACUCAAAGAUACAUCAUGCUUCUUGCCACUUGUGCCGUUGCUCUCUUCUGCUUUAUACCUGCAAGCAGUUUGGCUCCUCCGAACUGUGAGAAUCUGGUCCGGCCUCUGGAUCAUGUGGACGGUCAUCAACUGGACGGACCAUGGGCUAUGAUCGCAUACAGUACGGUGGAACCGGAAGGCGUCCUGAUGAUAAACAAAUAUAUAGACAGUUUGGUCAUGAAGUUUUCUAAUGCCAGCGAUACCUCCAAUACCAGCAACCAUUUGUUAGAGUCCAUCUUAGGUCUUGUUGGCUAUUGCGAUUAUAGUACCUCCAACAUCACACUGGAGGGCAACGGCUUCUUCCACCAGGAUGUCUUCACAGCCUUCAUCCAUACCGGCUGUUCAGACUGUUUGUUAAUGCGUGCAUCAAAUGUAGGGUCCUUGCACCUGUUUAGCAAGAGGAGGGAGGUGGAGAAGGAGGUGAUGGACGAGUUCAAGACUCAGGCAGAGUGUAUGAAAAAUCAACCACCUGUGAUGAUGGAUUCCUCCAAAAAGCUCUGUCCAGACCAGAAGCCCACCCUGUCUGAAACUGAAGACUUGGAACUGAAGCUAAAGGCCGGAGAGAAGUUUAUGGCAUUAGAGAAUGAAGCUCCUGAUGCAUGA
Xyrichtys novacula (pearly razorfish) is the source of this 816-nucleotide messenger RNA. The record is from the annotation of a GenBank genome assembly. Lineage: Eukaryota; Metazoa; Chordata; Actinopteri; Labriformes; Labridae.